UUCGGCAACCCAGCAGAUUUCGUGCAACCCACGCCAUUUCGUAUUUCGUCCUUUCAUUCUUCUCAUUGAGUCUAAAAAUUUUCGUAGCGUCGCUCGAUAACGUGCGACAUUUUUUUUGUUUUAGUUUCAUUUCGUCAAAACGUCGUCCGAAAACAAGAUGGUUUCCUCGAACAUGCCGAGGAAGACCAAAAUAUUCGUCGGGCGUCUACCAGAGAAUUGUAGAAAUGACGAGCUGCGUCAAUUGUUCCUUCGUUUUGGUGAAGUAACGGAAUGCGAUGUUAUGAAUCGCUAUGCCUUUGUACACAUGGCAAGAGAAGAAGAUGCAGCUUCGGCGAUCAAGGCCCUUCACAACUCUAAUUUCAAAGGAGCAACGAUAAAUGUUGAACAAUCUACAGGAAUGUCGCGUGGAGGUGGUCCUGCCGGCAGUGGCGGCCGCAGAGACAAUCGACGCGCCGGUCCAAUGAGAGGUGGUCGAGGCGGACGUGACGGAGGUAGAGACGUGAGACCUGGUCCUUACAACGACCGAAGAGUUGACUACAAUUCUGGUGGUGUCGUGUCGGGCGGUUAUGCUGACUACGGAAGAGGUGGCGGCGGCGGCGGCGGCGGAGAUUACAGCGGAAGAACGAGUGGCUAUGAUACCGGUUACGCGGAUAGUCGUGGCUACAAUCAAAGCGUAGGUCAAUCUUCCAUGGGAGGAUACUCCUCGACUGCAUCGAUGGGAGGUGGGUACGGACCAGCUAGUGGUACAGUUGGCGGUUAUGGGACGGCUGCCGCUGAUUAUGGAAGGACAGCUGAUUACGGACGGCCUGCCGAUUACGGUGCGAGGACAGAUUAUGGCACAACAGCUUAUGCUCCCGUAAGUAGCGACUACAGUCGCAGUGCUCCAGUCGAUUACGGUCGUACCGACAGUUAUGGAAGCGGCCGGGCCGUUGAUUAUAAUACUUCGAGAAAUGAUUACGAUCGUGGAUCUGCUGGACCGAUGAGAAACGGUGGAAGCGUAGCUGCCAGCGGUUACGGAACCGGAUAUUCAGAUGUCGGCUAUGGACCGAUAAGCGGAGGACCCAGUUACAGCACUGGAGGACCGAGUUACAGCACGGGAGGUCCGCAAGCUGAUAUGUACAGCAGACGAGCAGGAGGUGCGGUAGCCAGCGGUGGAUAUCCACCAGUUAGUGGAGGUUACGCCGACGGGUACGACAGAGCCGAUCCUUACGGGCCGCCCCGCACUAGCAGCCGCUUCCCAGGUCCGGCAGACGCGAUGCCACCGAGGUACUAAUGCGUGUACCCACAAUCCGAAUAAAUAGAGGCGCGCACGUUAUCAGACAAUGCGCUAUCUUCGAGAAGUUGCUUGCUAGGCAAAAACAAAUAACAAUGAGAAUAAAGAGUCCGCCUGAUUGAAAGAUAUUGACUAUGAGAGAAAGAAAGACAGAUACACACUGCACCUCAUCGUUUUUCUCCCCUUAUUGAACACCAGAACCGCGUUUCAACAAAACAAAAAAAAAAAGAAAAAAAACGAUCUUUAGAUUUAAACUCUGCCCAAACGGUUAGCUAGCGAUUGAAGGAACCGUGAACUAAGAGAAAAGUCGGAAAAAAAGGAAGAAAAAAAAUAAACAAUAAUAAAAGAAUAAUUUAUAUUAAUCAGUAACGUUUAAGAGUAACAUAAGAUUAAUACGAUAAGAAUGAGAAAACGUUUUACAAAAUCGCGAGAUAAAUUUCGAUGGGAUGACGUAAAUUAUUUUUUCUUCUUUUUCUAUCGCGGAAUGGAAACUCAUCCUGAGACCCAAAUAUUGAAAAUCGUGAAAUUUUUGACGAAAUUCAAUUUUUCUACAAAGUUCAAAUUUCAAUUGAGUCGGAAAAAAUCUUACUCUCCGCCUAUUCGUUAUUUGUCUCACUCGCGUUUCAUCUCGUUUUUCACUCCCUGCAUUUCCUCCUCGGCUGGCGAAUAGCAACGACUCGAGGACCACAACAGCUGCAAGAGAAUGAAUUUUCGAAGGAUAUGUCAAAGUGUGAGAUUACGUUUUCUCAUAGAAUAGGAAAUGAUAUGAAUGAAUUUGAGUUUAAUUAAGGGCUAUUCAAUCCGAGUAAGCACUUGUUAGUUGUAGAUUAUUAUAAAACGGGAAAAUUUUUCAAAUGAAUUGAAAAAAAAAAAAAAAAAACAGAAAACACAAUAAACCACGAACUGUACGUUUUUUUUCGUUUUAUAUGUAAAAAAUAAACAAACAAACAAUGUUUUGAAUGUUCAAUGAAUAAAGGCAAAGAGGAAAGUGAUAUGAAAAAAAAAAAAUGCGAAUUUCUUCGAUGUACAAUAAUUAAUAGACCUUUUUCGAGGAGAUACGAUCAUUUAUUCAUUUGUUUUUUUUUUUUUUUAUUUCAUUUGUUUUAUAAUGACUUCAAUUGCAUGUUUUAUUUUUUUCGUGAACAAUUCGCAAUGAAAGCUUCCAAAUAUUUUGAGUUUGCGAGUGCUCACGAACGGUCGUAUUUCGUCGAAAAAAAAAAAAAAAAAAAAAGAAACAAUCACUAUCGAAUACUGAUCGAGUGUGUAAUGCGAUAAGCGAAGACGAAGAAGCGAAAAAAAGUGUGAUGGUGUGUUGGGGUACGUGGCCGCGAGCGAGCGAGAGAGCUAGUUCGUAAAUACCUCGAAAUUCGAGUUCGAGAUAACCAGCAGCGAGAGAAUACUUCAUUCGUCCCGUUAUCCUCGCUCUGUCUGACUCGCGAAGCGAUGAAUUCCGACGAUGAUUAUUGCGAGAGAACGAAAAAAAAAAACGAAACGAAACAAACAAAAAAAAUGAGAAAUGAUAUCGAGCGAGAAACUUGGAUAGAGAGCGGAGAGAUCGCAAUAAAUGCGUUUGCGUACAGAGACACACUGACACACGAAGCUGGCGUGCUUUGAAUAAUGCGAUGCUCAAAGAUCGACACCCGGAUGAGGAUUCGGUGAUGAACACUUUGAGAUGAACUCUAUUCUGGAUAUCAACCUCUGAUCGCCAUCCCUUCGAAGAGGCAAAAUGUUGAUGGGCACCUCCGUCGUUCUGGCUCUUUAACAAAAACUAUCCUACACUUCGGAAAUUCCGGCAAAAGGAACGACUUCUGUGGCUGAAAAAAAGUUCGGCUUAAAGAGGGAGAUUACUGUUUCCCAUUUUGUAUGAAAAUGGCGGAGAAGUUAAUAAAAACGAAAUAUGUGAA
Venturia canescens is the source of this 3177-nucleotide messenger RNA. Its product is annotated as RNA-binding protein 4.1-like. The transcript has 9 exons. Gene Ontology annotation, molecular function: mRNA binding. Gene Ontology annotation, cellular component: nucleus. The coding region runs from base 158 to 1273 and encodes 371 amino acids. The record is from RefSeq and is a predicted model, not a curated record. Lineage: Eukaryota; Metazoa; Arthropoda; Insecta; Hymenoptera; Ichneumonidae.